AUGAUCGAUGAUGGUCCGAUGCAAUGGUUGGUGGUCGCGCAGCUUACCAUGCUGCUGCCGUCAUUUGGAGCAAAAAUAGAAUCACAGCUCGCUCCGUGUAAGCUGAUCCCAACUGAAAGGCCUUUGUUGCGCGACGGCGCCACUGCCUGCAAAGCUUCAGGAUUACACAACUACACCUCGCUUGCUAAACCAAGGGCUCGUAACUUGAAUACGACCUCAUUCUCUUCGCUCGACUGCAACGAAUCGCACGGUCAUACGGUCCCGAAAACCGCCAUCGUGAUCUUUGGGAAUCAGAAAACGUGGCUGGUCAACCGACACGAUUUACGGCGCCCUAAGAGUUGGGACAGGAAGUGUCGACCAAUUAUCCACAUUGAGAAGUGCUGGAUUCAGAUCCCCAAACGCCAACACGCCGUGGAAGACUCGGACGAAUCAGCUACGGCGAGGUGAGAAUCCAGAGACAAGUCACUGAGAUAACGGG
Aedes albopictus (Asian tiger mosquito) is the source of this 478-nucleotide messenger RNA. RefSeq lists its product as uncharacterized. The transcript is spliced from 3 exons. The coding region runs from base 1 to 447 and encodes 148 amino acids. The record is from RefSeq and is a predicted model, not a curated record. Lineage: Eukaryota; Metazoa; Arthropoda; Insecta; Diptera; Culicidae.